UGGUUAGUAUCGAUAGGUAUACCAGACAGAUACGACGUAUCUUUUAUCGUCGCAUUACCAAGCGGCAAUGUAGAAUUCUCGUGGAGAAAAUUCACGGAAGCCCGAGACGUUGACAGAACGUCCGAGGUAAGUGGCCGAUCACGAGAUAAAUUCUGCAAAUGAAUUCGUGACAUGAUUCACAUCUUGUGUUAUUUAAUAGUGUGGUAAAACAUCUUGAUCACAACGAAUGCCGUUUGAUCCCAUUCAACGAAUUCAGUAUUCAAUAUUCCAAUAGUCAACCGUAUGGCACAUUAUACUUGUUCGCAAAAAAAAACCAAAACAGAUUGAAUGAUCGCGUACAUUUAUCAGGAUAUAGGUUAAACACAGUUCCACUUGAGCUCAAGUAAGUUUGCUGUAAAAUCACACGACCACAUUACAGUCUUCGUUAUCACCAAUGAAUCAUUUGGUUGUCUCCUGAAGAUGUCUAAGAAUAUUCGCAAUGAAAAUAAAAUUGCUUUAAGCUAUCACGAUAGCCUUCUCAGAGAAUCUGAUGUGCAACUUUUGAGAGGGCCACAUUGGAUCAAUGACAACAUCAUUGGAUUUUAUUUCGAGUACCUGGAUAAGAAAACUAAGGAUUCUAAACACUCGAAGAAUUUAUUAUUCGCUAGUCCUGAAUUAACACAGUUGCUCAAACUAACACAAUCUUCAGACUGGGAGGCUCUGUUAGAUCCUAUAAAUGCCAAGUCAAGCUCUUUCAUAUUUUUCCCACUAAAUAAUUGUGAUAGUAGGGAAAGUGGGGGUGGUACUCACUGGAGUUUGCUCGUGUAUUCGCAGGUAGAAAACAAGUGCUUCCAUUUUGACUCAUGCCAGGGUUUAAAUGCUGCUGCAGCCAAAAAUUUUACACAAAAGACAUUAGAUUAUUUUUGCACUAAAGGGUCAGACAGCUAUCACGAAAUAAAUUGUCCACAGCAAGAUAACGGGUAUGAUUGUGGUUUGUAUGUUCUUUGUUUCACAGACUCAAUUGUUGAACAUACCAUGCAACAAUCGAAAAUGAAUAAUUGCCAAUUCCGAAAUGUUGGAGUUUUGGUCAAUGAUAAACGAAAAAACUUACUGGAAAUGAUCAGUUAUUUAAAAAAACAUACUUCGGAUUCUGAUCAAUAAUUUUUGAUUAUAUGUAUUAUCUUAUUCAUUGUAGUUGUAUGUAAAAAACUUGAUAAAAGAGCUGGCUAUGUGAUAUUCUCACCAAUAAAAAUUGAUUUAUUUGGUACAUAAA
Messenger RNA from Athalia rosae (coleseed sawfly), 1252 nucleotides. RefSeq names its product sentrin-specific protease 8. The coding region runs from base 460 to 1140 and encodes 226 amino acids. The transcript has 2 exons. The record is from RefSeq and is a predicted model, not a curated record. Gene Ontology annotation, molecular function: deNEDDylase activity; cysteine-type peptidase activity. NCBI's taxonomy places the organism in Eukaryota, Metazoa, Arthropoda, Insecta, Hymenoptera, Athaliidae. Gene Ontology annotation, biological process: proteolysis.